CCCGACUGCACGUGCGCGCCCAGCUGCCCGCCGGAAGGACCGAGCCUGGCUGUGUUUAUCUCGUUGGGGACUGAGGCGUCGGUUGGCGCGCAACGGGUUCUAGGCUGCAGGCAGCGCGAGGACCCGCGGCCCCGCCCCGGCCCGGCCUGGCAGGUAGCAGAGGCAGCAGGCCGUGCCGGGGGGGCAUGUUGCUGUAACCAGUGACCCAGGGGAUGUUACGGUGGACAGUGCACCUGGAGGGCGGGCCCCGCAGGGUGAACCAUGCUGCAGUGGCUGUCGGGCACCGGGUAUACUCCUUCGGGGGUUACUGCUCUGGCGAAGACUAUGAGACACUGCGUCAGAUAGAUGUGCACAUUUUCAAUGCAGUAUCCUUGCGCUGGACAAAGCUGCCCCCAGUGAGGCCCACCGUCCGUGGGCAGGCUCCCGUGGUACCCUACAUGCGAUACGGACACUCAACCGUCCUCAUCGACGACACAGUCUUCCUUUGGGGCGGGCGAAAUGACACCGAAGGGGCCUGCAAUGUGCUCUAUGCCUUUGAUGUCAAUACUCACAAGUGGUCCACACCCCGAGUGUCGGGAACAGUUCCUGGGGCUCGGGAUGGACAUUCAGCUUGCGUCCUGGGCAAGAUCAUGUACAUAUUUGGGGGCUACGAGCAGCUGGCGGACUGCUUUUCCAAUGACAUUCACAAGCUGGAUACCAGCACCAUGACAUGGACCCUUAUCUGUACGAAGGGCAACCCUGCGCGCUGGAGGGACUUCCACUCAGCCACGAUGCUGGGCAGUCAAAUGUACGUCUUUGGUGGCCGUGCUGACCGCUUUGGGCCAUUCCAUUCCAACAAUGAGAUUUACUGUAACCGCAUCCGCGUCUUUGACACCAGAACCGAGGCCUGGCUGGACUGUCCCCCGACUCCAGUGUUGCCUGAGGGGCGCCGGAGCCACUCGGCCUUUGGGUACAACGGCGAGCUGUACAUCUUUGGUGGCUAUAAUGCAAGGCUGAACCGGCACUUCCAUGACCUCUGGAAGUUUAACCCUGUGUCCUUUACUUGGAAGAAGAUUGAACCGAAAGGGAAAGGGCCAUGUCCCCGCCGACGCCAGUGCUGCUGUAUUGUUGGUGACAAGAUUGUCCUCUUUGGGGGUACCAGUCCAUCGCCGGAGGAAGGCCUAGGAGAUGAAUUUGACCUCAUCGAUCAUUCGGACUUACACAUUUUGGACUUUAAUAUGUCUAACUUGUCAUUUGAAGAGCUGUUGGAGUUGCAGAGCCGAGUGGGGACUAAGGCAUACAAGCAACAGGUAGUCGCAAACAGCACAAAGAAGCAAGGUUCUAGACCGCGCGUGCAAAAUGCAUGUGUCGCAGAUAAGCACAGGCCUCUGGAAAUGUCGGCCAAGGUUCGAGUGCCAUUUUUACGUCAAGUUGUUCCCGUCAAUAAAAAGGUGGCCCGGGACCCCCGCUUUGAUGAUCUGUCCGGGGAAUACAAUCCGGAGGUGUUUGACAAAACAUACGAAUUCUUGAAUGGCAUCCGAGCUAAGGAGAAGGAGCUUGUGAGAAAGCAGUUGAAGAAGCACCGUGCUGGGGAGGAGCAUGAGAAGCUGCAGCAGCUGCUUCAGCGGAUGGAGCAGCAAGAGAUGGCCCAGCAGGAACGAAAGCGGCAGCAGGAGCUGCGCCUGGCCCUGAAGCGUGAGCGGCGGGCUCAGGCCCAGCAGGGCCACCGGCCAUACUUCCUGAAGAAAUCUGAGCAGCGCCAGUUGGCCCUGGCUGAGAAGUUCAAGGAGCUGAAACGCAGCAAGAAGCUGGAAAGCUUCCUGAGUCGCAAGAGGCGCCGAAAUGCAGGCAAGGACAGGAGACAUCUCCCUCUGAGCAAAGAGUAGCCGGGACUGCCGUCUGCUCUGCUGCUGCCCAGGAGAGAUGGCUCUGUGGGGCAGAGCUGGGCUCGGCCUGUUCUGGUUCCUUCCCGUGGACACGCGAGGAUCACAGCUGCCUUGAACUAGCUUGGCUCAGAGAGUCUGGAGGGCGCUCGGACCGUCCCAGGGCUGGGCAAGGAGAGCAGCUCAGCCUUCUUCCAGACUACAGUGCCUCUGCUUGGAUCUGCUCAUCAUCACGGCCCCCUGUCCUUGCCGAUGGUUCCAGUACAAAACAAGAGGGGCCAUGGAAUCCGUUCAGGCCUCCCAGGCCUGAGACUUUGUGUAGGAGCCGCUUCAUAAACAUUUUUGUUACUCGCUUUUUUGUUCUUGUCAUCGUGCUUAUCCGUGAGCUGUGUGGGUGGCCUAGAUGUAGUGGCUGUGUGUGGGAGUAGGCAGCAAAACGGCCUCGUAGACUGGGAAGUCAGGGCAGACUCUUCCUACUUGAUCUGCUUCCUCCAAAGAUGGCUGUCAUGUACAGGGGGAACAGUCCCAGGCUUGGUUUUGGAUGAACCGGGGAGGCAAGAAGUGUAGACAGAAAGCUUCCACGCAGACCUCAGGGAUGUCUUUCUGAUGAAAUGUCGUGUUAAUGUCGUCACAGUUAAACACACAGCAUCCUGGGAGAGAAACGGCCAUGAGCAAUAGUCGUUGGGAACAACAGGCAAUAGAAUCAGACCAAAAAGAUGACACAGGGUAGAUUAUAAAAUAGGAAAUGUGGGCCGGUGCUGCAGCUCAAUAGGCUAAUCCUCCGCCUGCGGUGCCAGCACAGCAGGUUCUAGUCCCGGUUGGGGUGCCAAAUUCUGUUCUGGUUGCCCCUCUUCCAGGCCAGCUCUCUGCUGUGGCCUGGGAGGGCAGUGGAGGAUGGCCCAAGUGCUUGGGUCCUGCACCCGCAUGGGAGACCAGGAGAAGUACUUGGCUCCUGGCUUCGGAUCAGCGCCAUGUGCCGGCCACAACGGCCAUUGGAGGGUAAACCAACAGCAAAAAGGAAGACCUUUCUCUCUGUUUCUCUCACUGUCCACUCUGCCUGUCAAAAAAAAAAAAAAAAAAAAAAAAAAAAAAAAACUACUUAAGAAGGAAUAAAAUUUCUUUAAAAAAAAAAUAGAAAAUGUGACAUUCAGGUUUAAAGGAGAAGUAUGACUAAUGAAUAUCAAAAGGGACCAGGCUGGUUUGAUUAAAAAGUGAAACUUAAAAAUGCAAAUGCGCUAGCUGAAGUCAUAAAUGUUAUUUUAAGUAGCAGAUUAGACUUCUCCCUAAAGGGAGAAUGAACUGGAAGGAGAUGAGAAGAAAUUAGAAAUGAAGUAGAGAGACAGAAAUGGAGACUAAGGAAAGAGGGUAAAAGGAAGGUGCAGUGAGAAGGUUUGACACAUACAGUUCCGGAAGGAGAGACUGAAAGACUCUGAGAAUUGGGCCCAGCGUUGGAAGAGUGGCUAAGAUACUGCUUGGAUGCCCAUAUCCCAUAUCAGGGUGCCCAAAUUCAAGGCCCAGCUCUGCUUCCCAGCCAGCUUCCUGCUAAUGCACUCUGAAGACAACAGAUGAUGUCCCUAAUGCAUCAGUCCCCGCCACCCACGUGGGAGAAUCAAAUUGUUGGCUCCUGGUUUUGGCCUUGCCCAGCCCAAGCUAUUGUUGGGAUUUGGGGAGUGAAUCAGCAGCUGGGAGAUCUGUCUACCUCUCUCUCUUUCU
Lepus europaeus (European hare) is the source of this 3575-nucleotide messenger RNA. Its product is annotated as kelch domain-containing protein 3. Gene Ontology annotation, biological process: maturation of SSU-rRNA from tricistronic rRNA transcript (SSU-rRNA, 5.8S rRNA, LSU-rRNA). Lineage: Eukaryota; Metazoa; Chordata; Mammalia; Lagomorpha; Leporidae. The record is from RefSeq and is a predicted model, not a curated record. Gene Ontology annotation, cellular component: nucleolus; 90S preribosome; cytoplasm. The transcript is spliced from 15 exons. Gene Ontology annotation, molecular function: protein binding; chromatin binding. The coding region runs from base 213 to 1865 and encodes 550 amino acids.